AUGGUGGAAGAUCUGAUCGUGAAGGACUCCGCCGAUAACGCCAUCGGCCCGGACCUCCUGAUGGUAGCAGGCACCCUCAAGUUUUUCGAGGAGGCACUCUUCAGUCUCGUCGCUGGACACCAGCCUUUUGCGGACGAGGUUCCAGUGCUGACCGAGAGCCCAUCUAGCACUCCAAUCGAGGUCGACCUUCCAAAAAAUUUGGCCGUCAACAGGAAAACGAAAGGAAAAACGAGUACUAGGUAAGAACCAGCAGACAGCAAAGACACAAAGACCUCCCAACUCUUUGUCACUCUCAGCGAAACCUACGGGCAAGGAUACGCUCUUUAUAACCUUACAACCUGACGUGCUUCCACCAACUCCUCAGCGGGGGGUAGUGGCUUGGAAAACCGUCAUGGGUCGCAAAAAUAGAGUACCUAAGCAUUCUGCGGAGAAAGUUAACUCGACCUUGGUGGGCAAAACCCGCGAACGCGUCAGGCUUCCGAGACCCAGUUCGGCUACAGCUGUUCUGAUCAAGGUCGCCGAAGGAUCCUCCUACGCUGACACCGUCAGUGCGGUGUUAAGGGGUUCUUAA
Cinara cedri is the source of this 571-nucleotide messenger RNA. The record is from the annotation of a GenBank genome assembly. Lineage: Eukaryota; Metazoa; Arthropoda; Insecta; Hemiptera; Aphididae.